This is a messenger RNA of Peromyscus maniculatus bairdii (prairie deer mouse), 1124 nucleotides long. NCBI's taxonomy places the organism in Eukaryota, Metazoa, Chordata, Mammalia, Rodentia, Cricetidae. The record is from RefSeq and is a predicted model, not a curated record.
GGCGGGGCGCAGUGAGUACACUCGGGCGCCGGCGUGGCGCAGCUCAGGGUCGCCAUGGCAGAGGUGCAGCAGCUCCGAGUGCAGGAGGCUGUGGACGCCAUGGUGAAAAGUGUAGAGAGAGAGAACAUUCGGAAGAUGCAGGGCCUCAUGUUCCGGUGUAGCGCCAACUGCUGUGAGGACAACCAGGCAUCUAUGCAGCAGGUGCACCAGUGCAUUGAGCGCUGCUAUGUGCCUUUGGCUCAAGCUCAGGCCUUGGUGACCAGUGAGCUGGAAAGGUUCCAGGACCGCCUGGCCCGGUGCACCAUGCACUGCAAUGACAAAGCCAAAGACUCGAUAGACGCAGGAGAUAAGGAGCUGCAGGUGAAGCGAUAGCUGGACAGCUGUGUGGCCAAGUGUGUGGAUGACCACAUGCACCUCAUCCCAACAAUAACCAAAAAGAUGAAGGCAUCUCUGUCAUCCAUCAGGAAAUAAAAUUGUUUGCCAGUGACCGUGGGGCUGAGGGCACGCUAUUUAAAAGGAAGAAUGGAAGUUUAGCAAUGUUUACAAGCAGUGUUGAUGAAUGAGGAAAACUCAGGACACAGCAAGUUCCAGGCAAAUGCCACUCACCCCUGGACACUAGUUCCUUUGCAUCUGGACCUUAGAAGGUAAAGUGGAAAGAAGCUGGUGCUAAAAUUUGCAUCACAGAUAGCACAGGGGAGAAUUCUAGACCUAAAUUGUCGCGGGCCAGUGCUUGUUCUGGCAGGAGAGAUUGCCCUUAUACCGAGGGCUCAGAUUCUCACUACGUAGACAUCGAGCUGGCAGCUUUCUUCAGCCUGCUGGUAAAGUUUGAGAAGUGUGUCUCUCUGCCAAGCUCCUGUUUACCACACACACCUUGCAUGUGCUCUGAAACAACACUCAGUCAGCUAGUCAUUUAGAGGGAGGAAAAGGUUUCCUUCUAGAUCUUUUUGGUUUGUCUUACAUGCAAGGGCACAAAGUGGAUUUAAGAUACAGGAGGGAGAGAAGUUUGAAUAGCUUCUAAAGGUUCCUUGUAAGUUUUGGCCAUCAAGAUGGGAAAGUCUAUUUCUUCAAAUUCUGUCAUUCUGGAAGCCCCUGAAGAAGCAGGGCAGUAUCAUACUGUGCAUGGG